UGUCCAUAGUAAAAUAAAUAAUCAUGAAAACAAGAUGUGCAGUGAUAUAGGUAUAUCUUGGAUAUAGUGAAUUAAAAAAAACUGCACGAUCAGUUCGAAACAUUACAUGCUACUAAGUGAGCACAUAUUAACCAAACCGAACCUAGAUGACAUAGAAAUGCACUAUGCUUAUCCGCGUCGUUGAUGUUUUGUUUUUGUUUUUAACAAUUUUAGGAUGUAACUCAUAGUAAAAAAAAAAAAAAAAAAAACUUUCACACAACGUGCUAUUUCACGAGAGAAACACAUAAGAAAGGAAAGAUUGCUCAACAUGAAAAUCAGCUCGACGAUGAGAACUUGACGCCUUUGCCACCAAAACCUAUUAAGUGUUGUAAAAUGCGAAUACCGAAGAAGAUAUAAGCACUCAAAUUAAGUCGUCUGUGGUGCAUAACACGCUUUUGAACAACAUCAUGACUUUACCUCCUUUGGAUUAUUCCUUUCGAUUCCUGACUUCUAUUCUAGAAGCACAAAGUGAAGUGCCACAAGGAGGCCUACGCAAGCUUAAAUAUGUUAAAGAAAAAGGGAAAAUUGAUACAAAGGCUAUACGUUUUAAUAAUAAUAAUCUUGUCACAUCCAGUGGUUUAAAAAGCUUUGUCGAUAGCCUGUUAUAUGAUCCUGAAAGGCUGUCUUGGCUGGAUCUCAGCUUUAACAUGUUAAAUGCUGUUGAAGAGGACAUUACUCACUUCAAGAAUCUAAUAAUCCUUUACCUACAUGGGAACAACAUAAAAUCGUUUUCAGAAGUUGGAAAACUAUCUGUUCUCCUUAAGUUAUCCACUCUCACUCUUCAUGGAAAUCCUUUAGAACUAGAAAAUGGUUACAGGCACAGAGUUUUGGGACAUCUUCCACAGAUUCGUAGUUUAGAUUUCAGUGGUGUUACUAAAAUUGAUAAGGAAAUUGUAAAACAAUGGAAAACAAAAAGUACUAAAAUGUAUAAAGAUAGUUUUCUUAAUACUUAAAAUGAAUAUAAAUAUGUGUUGUCGUUAUAUAUAAAACAAAAAUUUCUGUUUAAAAUCAGGUUAAGAGCCACUGUUAUGGAACAUAAAUUUUGACACUUCUACAUCCAACAUAAUGCUCGUAAGGGAAUUUUUCACAAAACUUAUAGCUGAAAUUCCAUGUUGUUUCAGAGUACAAGAUGUCGGAACAAGUCUGUAUCUGAAGGUAGAGUACCGUGUCAAUCUUGUAAAAAAGUUUCUGUUAACAAAAUUGGAAGAACUUUAGAUACAUGAAUUGUAGAACAUAAGAAGUACGUUAGAGAUUAUCAAACAAUUGAUGCUAUUUUUCUAUAAAUGAAAAAGUAUAUUAUCAAAAUAACAGAAAAUCAGCCGGAUUAAUACAUGAAACUAGAAAUUACAUCAAAAGAGGAAUUGUGGAAAACUCUCUAAUCCAAAUUUAACACCCCCCCAAAUGUAAUUUUAAGCUGAACCCCUUUCUGACAUCUUGUGCCUUGAAAUAAAAUAAGCUCUCUAUAUGUGUGUGUAAUUUUUUCACAAGAAAAUGUUGGAUUGAAGAAGGUCAUUUGUAUAGUGUGUGAAUUCUAAAGAAAAUUAUCGUAUUAAGAAUUAUGUAUUCACAAACUGCAUAUCGUAUGAUAUACAUUCUACCUUAUUGUUAAAUGGAGAAAAAUUUUAUGGCAGUUAAGGCUAUAAAAUUUGCUUUUGAAAUAAAAGUAUUGGAAGUACUUCUA
Molecule: messenger RNA, 1720 nt
Organism: Limulus polyphemus (Atlantic horseshoe crab)
Lineage: Eukaryota; Metazoa; Arthropoda; Merostomata; Xiphosura; Limulidae
Product: leucine-rich repeat-containing protein 51-like
Exons: 4
Coding region: 447-992 (181 amino acids)
Molecular function (GO): protein binding
Source: RefSeq, a predicted model, not a curated record